AUGGCGAACCCCUGGUUCCCUUCUGGUAGUGCUUCUGCCUUCAGUCCGCCGCUUGACACCGCUGGUGACAGUCGCUCCUCCACCCCUCCACUCCCCCCUGACCCUCCUGACCCAUCUUGUCCUUUCCAAGAUCCCAUAUCUGGAAAUACUGUAGCUCACCUUCCAGUUUCUAAAAACCUUAUCCAAAACCCUCCUACUCCUCCAUCACCCACCCUUACUGCUGCAACUACUAGUUCUUCCCCUCCUCUUAUCCUUGACACUCCACUAAACCCUAAUGCUUUUACUCCUCCUACUCUAAACUCUGCCCCUCCUUUUAAAGCCGCUUCAAAUACAAACAAUACCCAAACUAAUAAACCAGCUCGCCCUCAACCUCCCCUAGUUGAACGCCUCAGACUUUCAAAUGAUAAAUCCCUCUCGAGACUCGCUCCGGUCUCGAUCUCUGAUACUGGAAGGCCUUGUGUCUUAAUUCCUGACAGUGUCUUUUUAAAAGGGGCAGAAAUGCACAAAUAUUUCAUUGUCCGCCACUUCAACGGCAGGCUUCCACCAUUCAGUCAGAUCCAGAGUGUUCUGAAUCAUAUGUGGGGGUAA
Molecule: messenger RNA, 588 nt
Organism: Brassica napus (rape)
Lineage: Eukaryota; Viridiplantae; Streptophyta; Magnoliopsida; Brassicales; Brassicaceae
Product: proline-rich receptor-like protein kinase PERK2
Exons: 2
Coding region: 1-588 (195 amino acids)
Source: RefSeq, a predicted model, not a curated record